AUGACUCUUCCUGCUGCUCCCACUGCUGUCGCGACCGGCUCAUCGUCAUCAUCUGGCCGGAGUUCUGGAGCUCCCAAGUUGGAGAAUGCGCCGGGAACGAAGACUAUGUAUCUCGAUCCUCGUAUUUCUCCGGAGCUAUCCCUGCUGGUGGAAGUGGAAGAUUUGAAGUCCCACGGUGUGGAGUUGUGGAGGAAACUCGAUGCCAGCUCGGCGGGAGAUGCCGCCGCUGCUCAGGAUGCAAAACAGAGUUCGGAGACGCUGAGCAUGGUAGAUCUCGUUGCAGAGAAGAUAUUGGCGGACGAUGCCAGAAGGAAAGGGAAUAAGGAGAGCGCCUUUGAAAAGACAUACACUCUAAUAUGUGUCCCUUACGUGUCACAUCUGGUCCUUGGCCGUCUACAGCAGAGGACGGUCAUGUCUAGCCUGGUGGAAGUACUACCAUUGCAUCUGAUGGGCCUCUGUGUGGAGGGCGAUGUCAUCACGAUAGACCAGCCGGGCGCAUUCCGUGACUUCCACAUCCGUUCGAAUCCUACAUCACUCUCUCUCCUGGCUGAAGCUUUGCAUGAUUUACAGCGCAAUUUCGGUGCUGGACUGGGCGUCUCUCGACAAGCAGGGCGCAGAGUAUUGAAGAUGAACGCGAUAGGAACAGCUGCCAAGUACGUAGUGGACUACGUGUUACGACUGGCCAAGGAAGACGACGAGGCGGGAGCCCCUGUGGAUGGGGACACCAAGGCGGUGAAGGCCUUCUCUGGUCGUGAUAGUUCUAAGCCUCGGCCGAGAGCUCCUCCGAUCGGCCAUUUGGUGACUCCGGAAGAAUCUUCCGAGCCCAGCAUGGAGGGCGGUCGUCGGAAACCACUGUUACCGGAGUCAGUGACGAGUAAAGGACUGAAGAUAGAGGAGUUCAUAGUCAUCGACCGACGCACUGACCUCUUCUCGGUGCUGUGUACACAGUUCACCUACGAGAGCUUGCUUGACAGAUGCCUUGGCAUCAAAUACGGGUACAUAGAUGUUGGCGAGCCUAUUCUGCCAGAGAGGAAGACGGUGGUAUUGAACUCUAACGACAAGCUGUUUGAUGGUAUCAGGGAUCUACGUAUGGAGGUGCUUGGGCCCUUAUUGCACAAGAAGGCCAGCCAGAUACAGGAAACGUAUAGUGAAAAGGACCGGCUCUCGGACAUUCCCCAGAUGAAGAUGUAUAUGGAUAAGUUCAAGUCGGCCCAAGCAGAGCAUGCCUCCUUGGCGGACCAUGUGAACCUUGCUAGCUUCACCAGUGCCCUCACACAGAUGCCGUGGUUUCAGCAACAAUGGCAGGUAGGCCUUCAACGCCGCGCAAGAUGGGAGACUCCGGGAUCUCAACCGUUGGAUCGAGUGCUGCGACUUGUAUGCCUCUGCAGUGUGGUUAAUGGUGGGAUCAAGACGAAGAUUCUGAAGGCUCUCACCAAAAACCUGAUUGAAUGGUAUGGCCCUAAACUGAUCGUACCACUGUUACACCACAUGACUGCGUGUGGACUUUUGAAAGCAUCUAGUGACAGUGGGGCUGACUUGGUAUCCAGCGGCUCUGGCAAAUGGCAGAGGAUGAAGCAAGCAUUCAAUUUAGUGGUUGCAGGUUCUAACAUUGCUGCUGAUACUGGCAUUGCGUACUCCUAUUCGGGUUACGCUCCGCUGUCGGUACGGCUGGUAGAAUUAACGGAGGCCGAGCCCAACGGAUGGCGAGGAGCUGCGGAGAGUCUCAACUUGCUCUGGGGGCCUGCCAUUGAGGUGCCACCUGAGGUUUUGCCAGGUAGUGUUGAUCAGGAAGGGACCAUUGGCCAGGGCGAUAAAGUGGUGGUCGUGUGCUUUGUGGGAGGAGUAACGUACGGCGAGAUAGCAGCCUUGAGGCGGCUAUCGGCGGUGGAGAGGAAAGGUCGACGCUUCCUCGUAGUCACAACGGAAAUGAUCAGCCACGAAAAACUAUUCAGUGAAAUCAUUGAUGAACAACUAUAG
Messenger RNA from Perkinsus marinus ATCC 50983, 1977 nucleotides. Its product is annotated as vacuolar protein sorting, putative. The record is from RefSeq and is a predicted model, not a curated record. Gene Ontology annotation, biological process: vesicle-mediated transport; intracellular protein transport. The transcript has 15 exons. NCBI's taxonomy places the organism in Eukaryota, Perkinsozoa, Perkinsida, Perkinsidae. Gene Ontology annotation, cellular component: vacuole; CORVET complex. Bases 1 to 1977 code for a protein of 658 amino acids.